Messenger RNA from Heterostelium album PN500, 1893 nucleotides. RefSeq lists its product as uncharacterized. The coding region runs from base 1 to 1893 and encodes 630 amino acids. The transcript has a single exon. Lineage: Eukaryota; Evosea; Eumycetozoa; Acytosteliales; Acytosteliaceae. The record is from RefSeq and is a predicted model, not a curated record.
AUGUCAGUAAAAAAAGGAGGAGGAGACUCUGUUUCAACUUUUGGAGCAUGGAGAACCAAUAAGAUUAAGACUCAAUUCCCAGAUAUUUUGAAAAUAGACCCAUCAACUUUGAAAGUACCAGAUUUCCUUGCAUUGUCAACUUUUGACCCAAUUACCAAGACUGAUUUUGUCAAAGAGAGAGCCGAACAAUAUUUUGUUGAUAUUAUCAAUAAUUUCCAAAGUGAUCUUGCUUUGGCAACCCUUGGUUUGACCAGUAAACCAGUUUUAAAUGCCGACCUGGUAGAAAUCAUUCAAGACCCAGAGAUUUCAUCUUUUUUCAAAUCUUAUUCUCCACUUUGGUUAUUGCAAGCAAUCUAUCACCAAGAUAGUCAAUACAAGUCUUCAAUUAGAGGUGGAAUCGUUGAAGAUCGAAUGUCAACUCUCAAUCAAAGUAAUGUCUUCAUCAGAAUUACAAUGAUGUUGUAUCAUAUUGCUUUGAAAGAGUUGGUUCCAAAGAUUCUUCCAUAUAUCUAUAAUGCUGGUACAUUCAAUACCAGUGUUCGUACUUAUCUUACCGAUGCCAAGAGAACUCAACAAUGGGCCACAGAAUCUAUUCGUCUUGCAAACAGUAACAUCGAUAACCUUGACGAGUUCAACUCAUAUCGUUUCAAUGAAUUGAAAACUAAAUUGGAUUUACUCCAACCAAGUGGUAUUCUUUCAAAUGAUCUGUUGGGUCUCUAUGUCUAUACUCAAUUGGCAAUCUAUUCAAUGAUGCACCUCUCCAACAAUCACAUCACCAGAGGAUGUAUUUCCGAGGCUAUCUCUGGAACUAUUAACCGAAUCAAAAAAGUACCAACAAAUAGUUUCCUUCCAAUGUUAACCCGUGUCAGUAAUCAACUUGGUGGAUUCGAUGUCUUAAUCAAUAGAUUAAUUGAAAUCAUCAUUAAAUUUGCACUUGAAACACCAAACAAUCAAAUAAUUCCACCAGAUAAUGCCUACCAAGUGAUUGCCAGACCAUUUGGAAAAGAAUCAAUUGCAUUGAUUCCAGAUUUUGCCUUUGUUCAAGAUGAUGCCAUCUUUAUCAAGUUUGCAAAUUCAAUGUUCUGUGCUUGUCAUGUUGCAAUUUUGGCUUAUGGAAUUUUCAAUGGAAAGAAUUUGGAGAGUCUUGAGAGUUUUGAUCCAUCAUUGGUUUACAUUGGAGAAGGUCUAUUUGUCAAAAGAUAUGAUGAAGGAUUCGAUCAGAAGAGAGUAUUUUCAGUGAUUGGUGAAUUCCUCAGAGAAACAACAAACAGGUUGAAAAAAGAUGCAACUGAAGUGUUGAUUUCAUUCCAAAACUUUGUUCCAUGGAUUAUUGAUAAGACAACAAGACGUCAAGUAUAUCAACUAUUCCCAUUGUUCUACAUCUUGACCAAAGACAAUCAAAACUAUGAACUUUUCAACCAAACUACCGAAGCAGAUUGGUCCGAUAACUCAAUCAAUCUAACCGAUAUGGAUAUGAGAGAAGUUGAUAAUUGUAUCACUGGUUUGUUUUCAGUUUUAUCAGAUGCAGGUUGUUCAGCAGCAUCAUCAUCAAUAAUCCUCGGAACCGGUCUCUAUGGUCUAUCAUUGGUAAAAAGAGUCACCCCAAUGUUAAGAAAAGUUAUUGAUAAAUAUGAUAAAGAUUUAUCUUUAACAGGAACCACCGCAGAUGAUGGUACUGUCACAGUCAAUGACACUCUCCUCGAUUCUUUGGUUGAUCCAAUUGAUUCAUUCAUUCGAUCGGUGGAUUCAGAAUUGCAAAUUAAUUAUGAUCUUCCAGAAAUCAGUGAUCAUGGAUGGGAGAGUUAUUAUGAAUCAUUGGAUCCAGCAAUUCAAAGUGCAAUUGAUGUAUUAACAAAACUAAAUGUUUAUGAUCAUUCAGUAAAUGCUGCAUAA